Drosophila guanche is the source of this 455-nucleotide messenger RNA. RefSeq lists its product as uncharacterized. The record is from RefSeq and is a predicted model, not a curated record. Gene Ontology annotation, molecular function: protein binding. The transcript has 2 exons. Gene Ontology annotation, cellular component: membrane. Lineage: Eukaryota; Metazoa; Arthropoda; Insecta; Diptera; Drosophilidae. Bases 116 to 433 code for a protein of 105 amino acids.
GGUCGGCUCGAAGUUUCGUAAAAAAACUGUUGAAAAUAUUGAAUAAAAAGUUAUCUGGCAAUUAACAAGCUUUAAUUGAUUGUGCGGCUAUAGGUGCGAAUUAUCCGAGUGCAAUAUGUAUUUUUUGGCAUUGCUUGCGUUCAUCGGAAAUGCCAAAGAUGGUAACGCGGUGAGCUCUAGUCUCAUACCCGGCGGACACUGCCGUGACUACAAUGGCAAGCUAUACGAGACGGGCAUGCACUAUAUGCCCGGGCCGGACUCCUGCCGGCUGUGCAUCUGCGACAGCGGGCUGCCCAAGGCCUGCAAGAUGGUGCUGUGCGAGGCGUUCAGCAAGUGCAAGUCCUUCCAGACGGUGGGCAGCGGCAACAACUGCUGCGAGGUGAUCUGCCUGGAUGAUCAGUUCAGCGAUGGAAGCACAGACUUUGGCAUUUGACUGGUGGCCAGUGGCAUCACGG